Peromyscus eremicus (cactus mouse) is the source of this 1457-nucleotide messenger RNA. Its product is annotated as collagen alpha-1(XXII) chain-like. The coding region runs from base 90 to 1457 and encodes 455 amino acids. The record is from RefSeq and is a predicted model, not a curated record. NCBI's taxonomy places the organism in Eukaryota, Metazoa, Chordata, Mammalia, Rodentia, Cricetidae. The transcript has 19 exons.
CAGACGUGCUCUGCCCCAGUGUUCGGGUAGAAGGAGACCGCUUUAAACACACUAAUGGAGGAUCCAAGGAAAUCACAGGUUUUGACCUGAUGGAUUUGUUCAGUGUGAAGGAAAUCUUGGGGAAGAGAGAAAAUGGAGCACAGAGUUCCUAUGUACGGAUGGGUUCCUUCCCUGUGGUGCAGAGAACUGAGGAUGUAUUCCCCCAAGGUCUGCCUGAUGAGUACGCCUUUGUCACAACCUUCCGGUUCCGGAAAACAUCUCGGAAAGAAGACUGGUACAUCUGGCAGGUCAUCGACCAGUAUGGCAUUCCACAGGUUUCUAUCCGGCUGGAUGGUGAGAACAAGGCGGUUGAGUACAAUGCUGUGGGUGCCAUGAAGGAUGCAGUCAGGGUGGUCUUCCGAGGUCCCCGGGUUGAUGACCUCUUUGACCGUGACUGGCACAAGAUGGCUCUAAGCAUCCAGGCCCAGAAUGUGUCCCUCUACAUUGACUGCGUGCUGGUUCAGACACUGCCCAUCGAGGAGAGGGAGAACAUCGACAUCCAGGGCAAGACUGUGAUUGGCAAGCGUCUCUACGACAGUGUGCCCAUUGAUUUUGACCUGCAGCGGAUUGUGAUCUACUGUGACUCGAGGCAUGCAGAACUGGAGACUUGCUGUGAUAUCCCGUCGGGUCCGUGUCAGGUGACUGUGGUGACGGAGGCUCCACCUGCGCCUCCACAGCUGCCCACUCCUGGUAGUGAACAGAUUGGGUUCUUGAAGACCAUCAACUGCUCAUGCCCAGCUGGAGAAAAGGGUGAAAGGGGCUUCACUGGCCCUGUGGGACUCCCUGGGCAGAAGGGAGAUUCAGGACCCAUUGGACUGACAGGUGCGCCAGGGCCCAAGGGAGAGAAAGGAGACACUGGGAGAGGACCCUUCUUUCAAGGAGAAAAGGGUGAGAAGGGAUCCAUGGGCCCACCUGGACCACCUGGAAGAGAUGGCAAUAAAGGCAUGAGAGGGGAACCAGGAGAGCUGGGAGAGCCAGGGCUGCCUGGAGAGGUGGGCAUGCGGGGGCCUCAGGGACCUCCUGGACUGCCAGGACCUGCAGGGCAAGUUGGAACUCCAGGUCUCCAAGGAGAACGAGGUCAAAGGGGAGCUCCAGGAGAAAAGGGGGAGCGAGGCCUGGAUGGAUUCCCUGGGAAGCCUGGAGAGACAGGAGAGCAGGGAAGACCAGGGCCUCCUGGUGUGGCAGGACCCCAGGGAGAGAAGGGAGAUGUGGGGCCUCCAGGACCCCCUGGCGUGCCAGGCUCUGUGGUGCAGAAAGAGGGCCUGAAGGGAGAGCAGGGAGCCCCUGGACCAAGAGGUCACCAAGGCCUACCUGGAGCUCCAGGAGCACCGACCAUGAUCAGUUUCUGUUCAGAUUCGACACUGAAGUGCCAGUUGAACCGCUUCAGGCAUAGUUACUUUCCCCACCUCUCUGAUUAG